AUGAGCGACGACCUCUGUACGCUCUGCUUGAGCCUCUCCACCACGAUACAUGAAGCAUUCACAGAUGAAGCCGAGGCUACACCAUUAAGCCCCCUCUGGCACAAGACUCUCGGCGAGGUGCACACCUCCUCCUUCACCUGCAGGUUUUGUACCAUCGUUAUAAAGGGGUGGUCGCAGUCCAGAGUCGUCCAGGUGGAGAGAGCAACUCUCGAGGCCGAUUAUGACGCUGAGCACCCGCCAGCAGACCUUCACCGUCCCAUUCACGAGAUUCCGGCUUAUCGAAACGAAGCGGAGUUCGAGAUAUCCCUGGAGAAGUUACCGCGGUAUCUCGAUGAUGGACGCAGACUGACGAACCGCUGGGCUGUUGUGUGCAACUGUAAUGUGAAAAGUAGCACCUCUUUCGAUGUGCAUCCAAGCCUUCGGGCACAUCUGAAUCUUGCAAGACUUGAUGGUGAGGGGGACACCGAGGCGGCCGAUAGGGAUGCAGUUUGUGCCCCGCAAGAGCUUCGGAUCGGUCAAGCUACCCUGGAAGCCGAACCAGGCGCAGAGACAGGACAGGACAUCAAUGUGGUCCCCCUGGUGUCUGCAAGUCCAUUGUCAAAACAAAGCCUAACGCUGGCAAAAACAUGGCUCAACAAGUGUGUCGAUGAGCAUGGUAGGACAUGCCAGCCACUCGACAAACCUGUAAGAUGGAUGCCUUCGCGAUUGAUUGAGGUCUUUCCUGGAGGAGACAGGAUAUAUCUGCAAGAAAAGAAGUCAAUCGACUCGGACGGCCAUGAUCAGGAUGAUCGUUUUGUUGCGCUAAGUCACUGUUGGGGAGCUGGAGGAGCACCUUUUAUGACAACUCGAAAGACCUUGGCCCUUCACACCCACGAAGGAAUCGAAAUAUCAAAGCUACCGCAGACCUUCCGGGAUGCAGUGAUCCUUAUGGCGAGCUUGGGUCUUCGAUAUGUGUGGAUUGAUAGUCUUUGCAUCCUUCAAGACGACCCAGAGGAUUGGGCCCGAGAGGCGGCUCAGAUGGCGGAUAUUUACCGGUACGCCCACUUGGUCAUCAUCGGAGCGAAUUCUCCUGGGGACACCUUGGGGUUCCUUUCCUCAAGAGAGGCUCCUGAUGUGGUGCCGCUGCCACCACCACCACCCACCUCGCCAUCAUCUUCCAGAACGACCACCAACAUCAAGCUCUGCCUCCAACUUGACGACCGUGACUGGACCUACAGCUGGAAAUCAACAGAAAAUACAGACCACCUCCGAAACGAGCCUCUAAGUUCAAGGGCAUGGUGUUUGCAAGAGCGGUUUCUGUCCCUACGCGCUCUUCAGUACGGAACCCGCCAAGCUUUCUGGGAGUGCAAUACCAUCAGGGCAAAUGAAGAUGGGGAGGUCGUAGGUCAGAAUAUUCUGAGCAUGCAGCGGAACCAUGUUAGCCGGCUUGCUAAGACGGCAAACGUCAAGAAGACAGUUUUUUCAAAUGGAACGUGGAGACCGGCAGACAGGGAGGUCAGUGGAGGGUGUCGGUACAACUGGGUGGAUUGGUACUGGGUGGUGCAGGAUUUUACUGCACGGGAUAUCACCAAGGCGACGGACCGGUUUCCUGCUGUGGCUGGGUUGGCAAGGGAGCUGGUGCGUAUUAGGAGCAAGAAUGAUCACGAAGCUAUGAGGGAGAUGCCGGGUGAGUAUAUGGCUGGUCUGUGGAAAAGUGGUGUUCUGGAGGGGCUGUUUUGGUGCAGAGCUGGCCCUGAAAGACUGCUUGAACCGACAAAGGAGCAUGUUGCCCCGUCGUGGUCCUGGGCUUCGGUUAUGGGCCAGGUUCAGUUUCCUGUCUAUGAGUGGUAUGAGAAGCGCGCUGCUUGGAAAUCGAAUGUCCUUGACUUUGAGCCGUUGGCAGAGUAUGUUUCCCACUCUCUGGAACUGAGGGAUCAUGAUCCCUUUGGCAGGUUAGCGGGAGGCACUUUGACGAUGAGGGGGCCACUGUUGCCCGUCACCAAGAUCAAAGCAAGGCAAGAGAAGGAACCGCCGUUGAAUGAUGCCUAUGGGCUUGCACCAAGUCGAUCUGAAAUCACAGACGGGGUAUAUCGACUGCAGACUGAGAGGAACGGUUGUAUAUGGGUAGAAGGUGGUACGGAUUUUCCAUCUUCUGAUAGUCAAAUUGACACAGACGGGCUGGCAGCAAUGCUCUUGAUUCGUGUGCCGCAUGUGCUGGAUCACGGCUUUGUUGACUAUCGAUUUGGACUUUUGCUGAAGAGGUUGGACGAUGGAUGUUAUCAGAGGGUUGGAUUCAUUGAUGGGGCCAUUAUGAAGGAAACGGGGCUCCCUUUCUUCAAGAGCUUUGAGGUUGUUGGAUAUCCCCGACCAUAUGAAGAAGGGGAUAUGGAUCCUCCUCCGAGGUCGAGUACACUCGAUUUCACUAUGGACGAUGUCCGGAGAGACAGGAGGGCCAGGCGACAUAACGACCUCGCUCUAGAUCCGCUGCGGUUGGAGAAGAAGGAGGUGACGAUUUGCUGA
Podospora anserina S mat+ is the source of this 2499-nucleotide messenger RNA. RefSeq lists its product as uncharacterized. Lineage: Eukaryota; Fungi; Ascomycota; Sordariomycetes; Sordariales; Podosporaceae. Bases 1 to 2499 code for a protein of 832 amino acids. The transcript has a single exon. The record is from RefSeq and is a predicted model, not a curated record.